CUCGUAUUUACAUUUGAGUCGGGUACAAGGGUUGAUAUGAGGGGAUCUUGUGCUGUUGGCUUAUUAUAAUCUAAAAUUCCGUGGUUCGAAUGACCAUUCUGAUUUUCUUUAAACAUUUGUAGCAAGUCUGUCGCAAGACGAAUGCAAAUUGGUCAAAACUUUUUUGCUAGUGUUAAAAAGUCCGUUUUGUACCAAGAGACUUUAGUGCUUUCUAAAAAAUAACAUCAUUACUUCGAAAUUCAAGGUGAGCAAUUUCUUGUGUUGAAUGGCAGUUUAAAACUUAAUAUCAUUACUUCUUACAAGUUUCCUUCAAAGCACAACAAUGUCGUCGUCACCGGGCAGCAGAGAGCUGCUCCCUCGGGGCAGGUUGACUUUUGGCCCGACGAAAAUAGCCUGGACCACCCGGUGCGAUCACCUACAGCCUCGGGGUGACUCGGCUGGGCGGACUCGGAUCAGACGGUACAAGACUAGACACAAGCCGAGGACAACAUCGGGGACGAGGGACCUCGGCAAUGACAAUGUACCGGCCUCGAGCUCGUCAACACGGCCCAAAAGUUCCUUCACGUGGAAAAACAUCCUCGUCCGGGAAGCACAUCAGGAACUCCUAGACCCCUUUAUUUCAACUUUACCCGGAACACCAGAAUUCCGCAGUGAACGUCUCGACGAAGACAUCCCAAGAGACCCUGCACCACUUCAAGACCCCCAAGAUAGUCGGUGCGUUGCCGUUGACGAGAUAAAGGAAGAACUCCGGAUCCACUACGAAGAAUCCGCCGAAAGUAUGGAUUCAAAGAUAGAAAAGGCUCCACUGAAAAGGCAGCCGAGUUGUGACUCCCUCUUCACCAGGAAGCACCUGAAGCCCGCCGGAGUCUGGAGGCCGUAUGGUCCGCCGCUGUACGGGCACGGGUCCGCCCUGAACCCGCCGCACAGGAAAGGGCCGGACACGCUGGUCAUCCUCGCCACCAUCUUCUACUGCCUGGCCAUCCUGACAGCUGUGGUCUUCGCUGUCUUGUUCAAGGCCAUCAUUCUGUCAGGUGACUAGAGAACCUAACUCUAGGACCGAAAUGAAUG
Molecule: messenger RNA, 1068 nt
Organism: Branchiostoma floridae (Florida lancelet)
Lineage: Eukaryota; Metazoa; Chordata; Leptocardii; Amphioxiformes; Branchiostomatidae
Exons: 5
Coding region: 323-1039 (238 amino acids)
Source: RefSeq, a predicted model, not a curated record